AUGGCACAGUCUGGACUUUCAUCAACAUGGGGGCCAGGGAAUGGUGAUGGUUCUGCUGCCUCUGGUAGCCGCCGAAAGAAGGUUUACGACUAUCUCAAAGCGGCCAAUGAGCUACGCCAGGCCUACACCUCACAAUGGUCUGGGCAGAGGAAUGAACACGAUGAGGACUACUACAGUACCCCUGGUGCCUUCCCGGAUGUGGAAAUUUCGCGGUCGGGCGACGAGGAGAUGGUGGUUUUUCCCAGUUAUGCUAGGAAAUUAACAGAGAAGAAGACCUCCGAUAAUAGCACACGUUCGCGACGGGCGUCAUGGUCAGAAACUAUCGAUGAAUACAGGGGUACAGCUCAUGAGGACGAUGAACCACCCACACCUAUAUGGGAUGCAACAGAGACUGAAGAUGCAGUCGUGGCCGUUGACGUGCGUGGCUGGAUUUACUCUCCUGGCCGGGGCCCGAUGAGCCGGAAACACCGGUUGAUGAUUGCACUAGCCAGGAAGCUGAGCGGGAUCUCUGCACCAAGCGCAAAUGGAAAUGCAAAUAAUGAAAGUGACGACAAGGUUUCUGGAAAGGGAGAUGAUGAAUACAUCGAUAAGGAGAUGCAAACAUUAGUCGCACAUGCUGAGAAGGAAGCAGACCCGGCUUGGAAAGGCUCGCAUGCGGAGCAAACACAACAUCAUGCUGCACCAUUGAGUAAAGACCAACUAUCUAUUGCAAAUGCCCAUCUGAUGGAAAGACUUCGUCCGUUCUUGACGAAUCCAGUUGGGAGCAUGCCAGUGACAGCGUUCUUUUUCAACGACGAUGAGAGCAAGUCUCGAAAUCUCACGACAGAUGAAUCAGGUCAUUUUACUCUGCGUGCUACACUGCCUUUUGUGCCAACUCAUAUUCGGGUGCUGGCAUCUGAAGACCUCUCCGUCGUCAGGCCGAUUGAGGUCAUUGAUCCGGUUGGAAUCAGUUUGAUCAGCGACAUUGAUGACACAGUUAAGCACUCAGCCAUUGCAAGUGGAGCAAAAGAAAUGUUCCGAAACACCUUCGUCCGUGAAUUAAAUGAACUUACAGUCGAGGGAGUCAGCGAUUGGUACUGCAAACUCGCCGAUCAGGGUGUGAAAAUUCACUAUGUGUCAAAUGCUCCCUGGCAGUUGUAUCCCCUACUUGAACGAUAUUUCAAAAUGGUAGGAUUGCCUCCGGGCUCCUUCCAUCUCAAACAGUACUCGGGCAUGCUUCAAGGAAUCUUCGAGCCCACUGCAGAGAGGAAACGGGGGUCAUUAGAACAGAUUCUGCGCGACUUCCCAGAACGAAAAUUCAUCCUUGUCGGUGACAGUGGUGAAGCUGAUCUGGAGGUUUACACCGAUAUUGUCUUGGCAAACCCUGGCCGUAUCCUAGGCAUCUUCAUUCGUGAUGUUACAACCUCGGAAACCCAAAAGUUCUUCGACAAAUCUGUCGGCCAUCUUGAUCAGUCUAAACGCAGUCGCAGUUCACCAAAUGUGGUGGAUCACUCGGACGCUGUUACCAACAGACCGGCGCUGCCGCCUCGAGGUGGCACUACUGCUGCUGACUCUACGGUGCCCAUAGUCCAUCAUGAUCCAGAUCCAACCAAUCUUGACCUUGAGGACCUGAUUGAUCUCACCGAUCUCAUUAUCGGCGAUCAGCCACCUCCAUCGGGCCUUACACACCCCGCCACUCCAAGGCCACGUCCAGCGAAACCAAUCAAACCAUCUGCACUACGCAUGGUUUCUACGCCAGCUGACCUGGCGAAGAACUCCAGACCGUCCUCUCUGCGCAACGUUGCUAUGCAGUCUGAUGUGCCAGAAAAAGACUCCAAACCGACGCCAGUCCAGGAGCCCCCCAAGCGCAAACCAGUCCCGCCUGUGCCGCCCAGACGUGCAGUGCCCAAGACAGGUUCAUUGAUUGAUCUGGAUUCCUCGCCUUCAGCUUCUCAGAGUAGCAUUAGAACGUCCACGAAUGAAGACCCUUCUUCUUGGCUCAAAGGCCUCGAUGAUGGUUCUGCGGGCUCUCGAAAUCAAUCGCAAGCUACACGCACCAAGGCACUACCGCCUCAGCCCCCUCCGCGUCGCGUAAACACCGAGUCGUCGACCUCCAGUUCAAAUUCCUCCAGUUCGUCAACUACGCCGCCUCGGACUACAGGUGGCAUUCAAUCGUACCCAGCGGCAGCUGCCCAGGCUGCAUACCAAGGGUUACAAUAUGCCAGCGACCGACUGAACCUUUCGGGGUCCUCAUCUAAUCAAUCACUUGGAAGAGCAGGGGCCAAUGGCGAGUCGGGUGUACCACCUGUGCCCCUACCUAAUAAGCGCGAGGAACUAUGGCGACGUCGCUGGGAUCGCGCAAGCGAGGUGCUUGAACAGCACGGCGUUACGCUAGGCAGUUGGCGGGUCGGAAGCGAUGCGCAGCCUGUUUGUGCGUGGUUAAUCGAUGAGGCAAUGAAAGAUAUCAAGGCUGGUCGUUCGAAGCGGGACUAA
Molecule: messenger RNA, 2472 nt
Organism: Penicillium coprophilum
Lineage: Eukaryota; Fungi; Ascomycota; Eurotiomycetes; Eurotiales; Aspergillaceae
Product: phosphatidate phosphatase App1 family protein
Exons: 1
Coding region: 1-2472 (823 amino acids)
Cellular component (GO): actin cortical patch
Molecular function (GO): phosphatidate phosphatase activity
Source: RefSeq, a predicted model, not a curated record